Molecule: messenger RNA, 2593 nt
Organism: Telopea speciosissima
Lineage: Eukaryota; Viridiplantae; Streptophyta; Magnoliopsida; Proteales; Proteaceae
Exons: 7
Coding region: 34-2367 (777 amino acids)
Source: RefSeq, a predicted model, not a curated record
CUAUCUCCAUUACUUUUGUUAUCACCAGAAACCAUGGCGGCUAGAUCGUCGUUUACAGAAGAAGAAAUGGUAGUCGACGAUGGUCUCGGCUACCCCAAAUUAUAUGCGAAGCUCUGUCGAGAUGUCCAUCUCAGUCCAUACAGUCAUGGUCCUCCCUUCACUUUCAUUCCCUAUAGUUUUCAGCAUCAAGAGGAUUUGAGAGCUAGGGAGUUAGACCAGAUGUUCCCAAUAAUUGAUCCUGAAGCUAAACCUUCCACGAAGCCUAGAAUUUAUGCCAGCCUCCUCUGGAAGCAACUCAACCAUCUCGGGAAUGCUGGGUUCGAUCCUGAAAUUUUUCGAGUAGACCCAUAUGGCAAUGUUCUGUAUUAUCAUGCUGAUUCGGCUUCUCCCCUUUCUUGGAAUAUCGAUCAUUGGUUUCCUUGCUCAAGGGGAGGACGGACUGUUCCUAGCAAUCUGAGGAUACUACAAUGGCAAGUAUGUAAAAAGAAGCACAACAAGUUGGAAUUUCUCAUUCCCUGGUGGGAUCUUCAGCUGGGUAUCUCUGUAAACCAGUUCCUUAACAUAUUUGCUUCUUCCAAUUCUGAUUUCAGGUAUAGAGCAUUCUCUUUUUUAUUCUCUGAAGGCGAGAAUGAAGAAUUAAAUGAUUCACAGACAGUACAGUCACAUAUUUUUCCAAAGCAUUUCGUUGAUACAAAGCGAAAAAUAGGCAUUGCUCCAGCUGCCAUCGUUUUAUCCAAGGGAGAAUCUUGUGAAGCAUCAUCAGCAUUAAGAUCUUUUGAUCCCAACAGACGAUUCAGGCCAAACUCCCCUGCAACUGCUUCAAGAAAAUUCUUGUCCGACAACAAUCAGCCACACUGCUACUCAAUUCAGAGAUUCAGACCGAGUAUAUCAAAGGAAAAUGAGAAUCCUGACAUCACUGCUAAUCCAUAUAUGGAAAUUGCCAUGACCAGGGAUUCCCUGAAGCAGAAGGAUGAGGCAGAAAAUAUGCAGGCAGAAAUACGAACAUUGGACGAGGAAUUGUAUGAAAUGAAGAAGAAGAAUGAAGUAGAAAGGGUUGCUCUACAAGAUUUGGAAUUGGUGCUAAUAAAGCGUAGGAGGAGAGCUGAGAAGUGUAGGCGGCUUGCAGAAGCGCAGUCCUCCUACAGAGCUAUAAUAGAGAAGAUGAUUCGGGAUGCCAUGCACCAGAGUGUUGUUUAUAAGGAACAGAUAAGAUUGAACCAAGCUGCAACUAGUUCUCUGAUGGCAAGACUCGAAGCUCAGAAAGCAAUAUGUGAUUCUUCGGAGAAGGAACUCCACAUAAAAUUCAAGCAAAGAAACGAGAUUGAGGAACAGAUCAGGCCUCAAUGGGACCAGGCAAGGAAGCGAUCGAGGAUGGAUGAUGAUACUAUAUUUUAUGAAAAAGAUGAUGAAACCCUUCUUUACUUACCUGGAAUCAGUUCCAGGAGGGAGUAUUUACAGAAGGAAUUGCGAGUGUUUCUUGACGAAGAGCAGAAGGCAUCUGAAGCAGGGUUAUCACUUAAUGAAGAGCGAAAGCAAGAAAAUGUCGAUGAGGAAAGAAAUGAACUGAUCAAAGUUAUUAAUAUAGAGAAGGUUGUGGACCAAAAUAAACCCAUUCCUGUUGUGGACGAUGAGAUACCUAUUGAGGAAAAUCUUCGAAAUUUAGAGAUUGAAGAUGAAAGGAAGGAGAACAUGGGGAUCUCUGUUCUUCGGAGCCCUGAAAUAGAGGAGGAUGAAGAAUGCAGGAAGCAACGUGGAAAGGGGAAUGUAGAGAAGUGGCUUCAAAUGCUGUUAGACAACACCGAGCAAGGACCGGCUGUGAACUCGCCUCCUCAAAAUGUGGAUGAAAACGGGAUGAGCAAGACUGAGGAAUUGAUAAGAAAGUUGAAUCUCAAGAACCCCCAGAACCAGGAGGUAAAAGUUUUGCAGUUUCCAUUAUCAGAAAACAAAACAGAUCUGAAACCAUCACUCCAGGAAGAAACUGGGGUACAAGCAGUCCAGCAGAGAGACAGUGGAAAGAGAAAAGAGAUUGUCGAGAAGGAAAAUGGUGGAAAUUUUUGUGAGAAAACCAAUGGAAGAGAAGUGGAUAAUGUAGGUAAAGACGUUGGAGGUAGCAUGAGCUUUGAAGGCAAGGAAAGAAGAGAAAAGAGUGGUAAGGAGAGGGGGCUUGUACGGAGUGAGAGUGCCAGGUCCUUCAGGCCGUUUCCAUCUUCUCCCUCUGUGAUAUUGGGAAUGAAGAAGGGAGUCGAUUGCAUGCGGAAGAAGCCGAUUGUAAUUGGGUCUGAUGAAGAUGGAGAAGAGGAACGUGCGGCAACUAACAAUUUCAUCAAAUCAUCUAUUAAGACAAUGAAGAAGGCUGUGAAGAUAUGAAAGUAAUGAAUUUGUUACUUUCCAUUAAGCAAGCAGCUGGAAAGAUGUGAAGAAGUGAAUAUAGAUUGUGUCAGAUUUUUUUAAUUGAUUUAAGAAUGGUAGCUGAUAACUUCUUUAGCUGAAUAAUUGUCUGUGAACUUAGAUGUUCUUAUCUUGUAUCUGUAAAUAAAGAUCCGUGUUGUAUUAUUUGAUUUAAGAUGUUCUUAUGAAGAUGCAUAUGUUGCAU